UUCCGCGCGCUCGCGAAACGGGCGAACCUGAUUCCGGUCCGGCGGGAAAUCCUCGCCGACUGCGACACCCCGGUGUCCACCUUCCUCCGGGUAGGGAACCGCGGCCCGGCGUUCCUGAUGGAAUCGGUCGAAGGCGGCGAGAGCGUCGCCCGCUAUUCGUUUCUGGGAUCGAGGCCGCGAGUCAUUGUCGAGAGCCGGGGAAACGAGGUCAAGCGCCGCUAUCUGCGCGACGGCCGGACCGAAACCACCGAGAGCGCGGAUCCCCUGUCGGCGCUCCGGGACGUACUUCAGGACGUGGUCCCCGCGAACAUCGAGGGUCUGCCCCCCUUCCACGGCGGUUUCGUCGGCUAUCUGGCCUACGACGCGGUACGUCGCUUCGAGCGUCUCCCGGAAAGCGUCGAGGACUCGCUGGGUCUUCCCGAUGCGAUGUUCCUGCUGGCCGACAGCGUGUUGGUCUUCGACCGCGCCCGCAACGUGAUCCAGGUGGUGGUAAACGCCAGCGUUCCCGACGCGAGCCUGGCCGACCAGGCCUACGACGCCGCCGAGGCACAGAUCGAGGCAACCGUCAGCGAAAUCCGCGCGCCGCUCCCCUACCGACUGGGCCUUCCGGGGGGCGGUUCGGGAGGCCGGCCGUUUCCCGAGCCGGUGUCCAAUACCAGCCGGGAGCGGUAUCUCGAGAUGGUGCGCCAGGCCAAGGACUACGUGGCCGCCGGGGACAUCAUCCAGGUCGUCCCUUCCCAACGCUUCGAGACGCCGCUCACCGUCCACCCCUUCGACUUCUACCGGGCGCUCCGGGUGGUGAACCCGUCGCCUUACAUGUAUUACCUCGACUUUGACGGGCUGGUGAUCGCGGGAGCGUCCCCGGAAAUGAUGACCCGUACCGAGGGCGGCACGAUCGAGACCCGCCCGAUCGCCGGCACCCGGCCUCGCGGGCGCACUCCCGAAGAAGAUGUAGCCCUGGCCGCUGAACUCCUCGCCGACGAGAAGGAACGCGCGGAGCACGUGAUGCUCGUGGAUCUGGCCCGAAACGAUAUCGGCCGGGUCGCCAGCUACGGCCGGGUCCAGGUCGAGGACUUCAUGAGCAUCGAGCGGUACUCGCACGUGAUGCACAUCGUGUCCCGGGUGCGGGGAGAACUCCGCCCCGACACGGACGCGUUCGAUGCCCUCCGCGCGACCUUCCCCGCCGGAACGCUGUCCGGCGCCCCCAAGAUCCGCGCGAUGGAGAUCAUCGAUGAACUGGAAACCGAGCGCCGGGGGGUCUAUGGAGGCGCGGUCGGCUACUUCUCCUACAGCGGCGCCUCCGACACUGCCAUCGCGAUCCGGACGCUCGUGGCCAAGGACGGCGUCGGCUAUUUCCAGGCUGGGGGCGGCGUGGUAGCGGAGUCCGAUCCGGCCUCCGAAUACGACGAAAGCUGCCGGAAAGCGGAUUGCGGUGCUCGCCGCCCUCCGCAUGGCCCACCAAGGCCUCGACUAGCACCCCAUGCGGAACCCCUCCCCACACCCCACCCCCGCGGCGCUGCGCGCCGCGAACGGACGCAGGACGAUUUCCGCCACCGCCGUUAG
Molecule: messenger RNA, 1563 nt
Organism: Geodia barretti
Lineage: Eukaryota; Metazoa; Porifera; Demospongiae; Tetractinellida; Geodiidae
Source: the annotation of a GenBank genome assembly